AGUUUUUCACCAACAAUUUGCGCGGGUAUUCUCUCUCACCGCAAAUGGAGAUAAAUUCAGUGCAGGACAUACUGAAUUUACUUAUUUCUUCUGCAUUCCGGAGAUGCCGCAUGUUAGACGAUCUAUGCAGAUUAUCGGUGUCUCUUAAACCCACGCGCUCUUUAGUUCUAAUUUCAGUUUCUGAUACAGGCACUGGAAACAUUUUGGAGGAAUUUAGUCAAUUUGAUUACAAAAACAACACCAUUUUGUCUGGUAAAUGGGAUGGGCUUCUUUCGGUAAUGACCACAAGCAGCACUGACAGAGAAAUACAUCACUUAAAAUUUGACUUAAAAGAAGUUGUUGCCUCAAGAAGACUGGUGAGACUACCAUCAGUAACAAAGAGUGGUGCAAAAUUCAGCGGAACUGAAGUAUCAUUGUCCCUUUAUGAAGAAAUUGAUGUUCUUGUAACAAUGUUACACCUCUAUCUUCAAAAGAUUCUUCUUCUAAAAGCAUUUGUAAGUUCGGAUAACCUUUUUACCUUCUCUGCGUUUCAUAAGAUUGCAAUUGAACUGAUGGUUGAAUCUGGUGGUGGUACAAAAUCAUAUUUUCUGCAAAAUGCAUGCCGCACCCCAGCUACGAAUGAUGUAAAUAGUUACAACCUGACGUUGGGGCUAGAAGAAUAUGUUUCCAAGCAUGGGAACAAACUUGCCGAAGCUUGUCACUCUUGCUUCUCAACUGGAAAGAAUCUCAAAGUUGGUUCUGGGGUAGCUUGUAGCAGAGAAAACCACCAAAACUUAGGCCAGGUGAUGGAAGUUGUAAUCAUCAUCAGCAACGUAUCAAUGUUGGACCAAUCUUCCUGCUCCAGGUUAUAUGGCCGUAGAACAGAGGUCUUGUACUUCAAAGAUUUCUCACCCUGCUCAAUGCCACAAUCAUCUCUUGAAGCAUUGAACAGCAUUGACUGGAAAAAUUAUGGAUUAGUUCUAAAAAGUGUUGGAGAUCAAGAUGGCAUCACAAUAUUAGAGUGGGAAAACUUACCCCCGUGCUCGCACAUUGAUAUUGCGCUCCACAUAUAUGAUAAACAGACAUUGCCUUGCUCGCGCAGUAACAGAACUGAUAGGUACCUCACCAGGAAAGCUCUCAAGCUUGCACUGUCUGACCUGAAGAAGAGGAAUGCAGGAACAUUACUCAGUGAGCGUGCUGUCAAGAUAUGCAAUUAUGCACCCGAUCUUGCCAAAACAAUUUCAGGCUUGAUCAUGUCUUCGCUAGACUUGAACUUCAAAAGAGAAUGUUUGUCUCUACUUGGGCUGCCAUCUCCGGAACAUGAAAAGGAUAUUGUUGAGACCUGCAUCAAAGAUAAGAUCAUUUCUGUCAUAGCAACAAAUGACAGUGGUAGUAGACGGGGAACACUUUUCGAGCAUGGCCCCAAGAAGUCAUACGAAGGUGUAGUCGAGUAUUUUGAUGCGUAGUAGCAUCCUACUUUGCAACCACAUUUAUAGAAUUUAUUGUUUGUGUUCAAAAGAGCAGCCUGAUGUUGAGACGAUUAGUACGACAAUGAGAAUUUAAGGCCCGGCCCGGCCCGCAUUUAAGUUU
This is a messenger RNA of Salvia splendens (bonfire salvia), 1569 nucleotides long. Its product is annotated as type 2 DNA topoisomerase 6 subunit B-like. The record is from RefSeq and is a predicted model, not a curated record. Gene Ontology annotation, biological process: reciprocal meiotic recombination; meiotic DNA double-strand break formation. Gene Ontology annotation, cellular component: condensed chromosome. The transcript is spliced from 12 exons. Gene Ontology annotation, molecular function: protein-macromolecule adaptor activity. NCBI's taxonomy places the organism in Eukaryota, Viridiplantae, Streptophyta, Magnoliopsida, Lamiales, Lamiaceae. The coding region runs from base 45 to 1445 and encodes 466 amino acids.